Dendroctonus ponderosae (mountain pine beetle) is the source of this 2495-nucleotide messenger RNA. RefSeq names its product potassium voltage-gated channel protein Shaw. The transcript has 13 exons. Gene Ontology annotation, molecular function: protein binding; delayed rectifier potassium channel activity. Gene Ontology annotation, biological process: potassium ion transmembrane transport; protein homooligomerization. The coding region runs from base 352 to 2445 and encodes 697 amino acids. Lineage: Eukaryota; Metazoa; Arthropoda; Insecta; Coleoptera; Curculionidae. The record is from RefSeq and is a predicted model, not a curated record. Gene Ontology annotation, cellular component: dendrite membrane; neuronal cell body membrane; axon.
AUCACCCGGCACUUUUCAUUAUUGCUGCUUAACUUAGGAACAUAAAAAAGUGAGCCUAUUCCAUCGAAUUCAGUGGGUUGAUUUCGACGAAAUUUAUGCGCAAACUUUCCGUCACAGCAUCGCGUGCGUCUGGACCAAGCAUUUUCUUCAGUCUUCGUCGCGACGCCUGUUAGAGCCACUAAACUGGCGUCGGCACCUGUAGGAAAGCGCGUACAAAUUUGGAAAAGUUUAAUCGGGAAAGUCAUUUUCAAUUCUUUUGUAAACAAGUUCAGAAGGGAGUAAGGGUCACCUGUCCAUUACUGUGGACCAGCUUCAACGAAAAACAAAAUCGGACAACUCUGAAAUGGUGGAAUGGAUGGCGAUCGGAUAAUCCUAAACGUUGGCGGGAUUCGCUACGAAACCUAUAAAGCAACUCUGAAAAAAAUUCCAGCAACUCGACUAUCCAGGCUUACGGAAGCUCUGGCAAAUUACGAUCCGGUUCUCAACGAGUUUUUCUUCGAUAGACAUCCCGGGGUGUUUGCACAGAUUUUAAAUUAUUACAGAACGGGUAAACUACAUUAUCCCACCAAUGUAUGUGGACCACUUUUUGAGGAAGAACUUGAAUUUUGGGGCUUAGACUCGAAUCAAGUAGAACCAUGUUGUUGGAGCACUUAUAGUAUUCACCGAGAUACCCAGGCUACAUUAGCUAUCCUGGACAAACUAGACAUAGAUUCUGAAAAACCGAGCGAGGAAGAAGUGGCUAGAAUGUUCAGUUACGAGGAAGCUUAUUAUAAAGGAACACUGACCAGAUGGCAGAAAAUCAAACCGAAAAUAUGGGCCCUCUUCGAUGAACCAUACUCUUCAUCGUCUGCCAAGGUACCUCCGAUCAAUGUGCAGCAUCGAAAUAUAGUCGCUGGGGCAUCGGUAUUCUUUAUUUGCGCUUCCGUUUUCUCUUUUUGUUUGAAAACCCAUUCGGAAAUGCGAGUGAAAUGCGAAAACAAUAAGGAACCAAACUGCACCGAACCGCAUCCAUAUUUCCUUACCGUAGACCAUUUUUGCAAUGCCUGGUUUACGUUUGAAUUAUCAGUACGACUAAUUGUUUCUCCGAACGUAAUCGAAUUCAUCAAAUCCCCAGUAAACGUAAUUGAUUUUGCCGCCACACUCAGCUUUUAUAUCGACAUGAUCCUGAUAUUCGAGAAAAAAAGUCAAUUGUUGGAUUUUUUCAGCAUAAUUAGGAUUUUGAGACUUUUUAAACUAACAAGACAUUCACCGGGAUUAAAAAUCCUUAUCCAUACAUUUAAGGCAUCAGCAAAGGAACUAGCUCUUUUGGUGUUUUUUCUGAUUUUAGGAAUAGUUUUCUUUGCCAGUCUUGUAUAUUAUGCAGAAAAGACGCAGGAUAAUGAAAAAAAUAAUUUCAAGAGUAUACCAGAAGGCUUAUGGUGGGCAAUUGUGACAAUGACUACAGUGGGAUAUGGCGACAUGGCCCCGAAAACAUAUGCAGGAAUGUUUGUAGGGGCUUUAUGCGCUUUAGCAGGCGUCCUUACCAUUGCGCUGCCGGUGCCUGUGAUAGUUUCAAAUUUCUCCAUGUUUUAUUCUCACACGCAGGCGCGAGCAAAACUUCCCAAGCGGAGGCGAAGAGUUUUGCCUGUUGAACAGCCCAGACGAAAGAACAAGCCAGAUGGUAUAGGAAAUCGUCGAGUAAAUGCUAUCAAACAUCACCAUCCUGCCAUUAUGAAAGAUGCGUUUGGAACAAAAAUUGGCAAUGCAAAUGGAAUUCCUGUGAUUAACUUGGCACUAGAAGGACCCUCUAUUCCCAGCAUUGCGGUGUUACCACAUAACAAUCCAUUUAAUUUUCAAAAUCCACAAGUCAUUCUACCAGCAAUACCUUCCAGUGGAUCUCCUAGCAUGGCAAUAACUCCACUACGCUCACAAUCAUCAACAGGUGGCAGUGUAGAAACAUUACCAUUGCAGCCAAAAUAUCUUCCAGGAUUCUACAGAGAAACUACUUCAGAGCCAAGAGAAGUAGCUGCUUUGAUGGCGCCGCAAGAAAGCAGCCCACCCAGAAAGCGAUCUUUUUCAAAUCGAAUAUAUCCCCUUGAAAACGUUAAAGAAAAUGAAAUUAAUUUAGCGACUGUAUCAGCCAUAGCAAUUGGAAGUUCCACGGAAGUUCUGGUUAGCAUCAUUGAGAAUCAAGCUAGACUGAGAAGAAACUCGUUUCUUUCAGUCAAUUCAGUUGGAAGUGAGGCCAAAUUGAAUUCUCCAUUGGAAGAGGAGCAGGAAAACAACUUUUUCACAAAUCCUAGCACGGAACUAACCACUAUCCUGAAUUCACCUAAAGAAGAAAAUGAUAAUAGGUUGAUGGAAGAUACGUUUAUUAUCACUAAUGAACAAAACCCUGUUAAUAAUAAUUCUGAUUGCGCCCUGACCAAAUGUAAAACUUUAAGCCAAGCGAGCGUCGUUGUCUAGAUGUAUUUUACCAUUGAAUGUUUUAUAAAUAAAGUUUCUGAUAAAUUCGA